Ricinus communis (castor bean) is the source of this 3478-nucleotide messenger RNA. Its product is annotated as calcium-transporting ATPase 12, plasma membrane-type. Gene Ontology annotation, cellular component: intracellular membrane-bounded organelle; membrane. Bases 213 to 3293 code for a protein of 1026 amino acids. Gene Ontology annotation, molecular function: ATP hydrolysis activity; ATP binding; P-type calcium transporter activity. NCBI's taxonomy places the organism in Eukaryota, Viridiplantae, Streptophyta, Magnoliopsida, Malpighiales, Euphorbiaceae. The transcript has a single exon. Gene Ontology annotation, biological process: calcium ion transmembrane transport. The record is from RefSeq and is a predicted model, not a curated record.
ACUUUCAUAAAUUACCCGUGAAUAGAUGAGGAAAGUUUAACGACUCUUUACUUGCAGGAAACUACGGGGUAAUUGCAUGCUUUAAAAGAGAAGCUACAGUGAACUUUCUGCAUGAUCGCUGUUUCCUUCCUCUUUAUAUAGAGUCUCUUGGACAUGAACCCUAUUUCUUCAAUAAUUCAUUUGUUUUCAAGAUCGUUUUUUCCUUGGUCACUAUGGCUUUCAGGGCACGAAAACCGAACCAGAAAACCAUACUUAAUUCAGAACAUCUCUUCUCAGCCAAUAGCAACCAACGAAGGUGGCGGAUGGCUUUCACAGCCAUAUCUUUUACAAGGCUUCUUGUUUCCUUAUCAAAAAAAACUCUUGAUGAGCAAACCAAGCUCUUGCGUUCCCUUCCUUAUGUUGCUAUCCAGGUGAACGAAGAUACCCCACGUGUGGAACAUGUAGCUUUUAUCAGUAUUGAUCACAAAGCACUCAGCCAGAUGGUAAAAGAGAAGACAUACGACUCCUUGAACCAACUAGGAGGAAUCAUGCAAGUUGCUGCACUUCUUCAAUGUGAUGUGAAGGAGGGUAUCAAUGGCAGUGAAGCUGAUCUUGCACGUAGAAAAGAAGCUUUCGGUGCAAAUAGGUACAAUAAGCCGCCUGCCAAAAGUUUUCUCAGCUUUGUCCUUGAAGCACUCAAGGACACGACCAUUAUCAUUCUUUUGGUCUGUGCUAUCUUGUCUCUCAGCUUUGGCAUGAAACAGCAUGGCCCAAAAGAUGGCUGGUAUGAUGGAGGUAGCAUUAUUGUUGCUAUUUUUCUUGUUGUUGUUGUCUCAGCUGUGAGCAACUUUAAGCAAGCCAGGCAAUUUGUAAAGCUUUCUGAUGAAACUUGCAACAUAAAGGUGCAAGUGGUGAGAGAUGGCAGGCACCAGAAUAUAUCUAUUUUUGAUGUUGUGGUGGGUGAUGUUGUGUCUCUAAAGAUUGGGGAUCAAAUACCAGCUGAUGGGUUGUUCUUGGAUGGUUAUUCUUUGAAGAUUGAUGAAUCUAGCAUGACUGGUGAAAGCGAUCACGUCGAGGUAAAUGAUAGCAGAAAUCCAUUUCUGCUUUGUGGAACAAAAGUGACUGAUGGCUUCGGAUCCAUGCUUGUUACAUCUGUGGGCAUGAAUACAGCCUGGGGUGAGAUGAUGAGUUCUAUAAGCCGGAAUUUAGAUGAGGAGACCCCAUUGCAAGCGCGCCUCAACAAACUGACAUCUUACAUUGGCAAAGCUGGACUGGCAGUGGCUUUACUCGUUCUUGCUGUUAUGACAAUUCGUUACUUCACAGGAAACACCACAGAUGAAUAUGGACAUAGAGAAUAUAAUGGAAGCAAGACAAAGGUCAACAAUGUGCUGAAUUCAGUUGUGGAGAUUAUUGCAGCGGCGGUGACUAUUGUGGUGGUAGCAAUUCCCGAAGGUCUGCCUCUGGCUGUAACUCUAACUCUUGCUUACUCCAUGAAGAGAAUGAUGAAUGAUAAUGCACUGGUGCGUCAACUCUCUGCAUGUGAAACAAUGGGUUCAGCCACAAUGAUCUGCACUGACAAAACAGGCACUCUCACUUUGAAUCAGAUGAAAGUUGUAGAGUUUUGGCUUGGAAAAGACCUAAUUGAGGAUGAUAUUUCAAUGGAAAUGGAACCGAAGGUCUCUCUAUUACUAGAAGAAGGGGUUGCUUUAAAUACAACAGCCAUCAUUGACAAAUCACAAUCUACUUCUAUACCUGAGAUUUCUGGUAGUCCAACUGAGAAGGCGAUAUUAUCUUGGGCUGCCCUAGAUUUGGGAAUGAAUAUCAAUGAAACAAAGAGAAAGUGUGAGAUAAUAAAUGUAGAAACCUUCAAUUCCGAGAGAAAAAGAAGUGGGGUAAUGAUGAGGAAAAACAAUGAGAAAGCAAUUCACACACACUGGAAGGGAGCUGCUGAGAUGAUAGUAGCAAUGUGUUCAACCUAUUACGUUAGAAGUGGAGAACUAGUAGACAUGAAUGAGGAAGAAAGAAAGCAAUUUAAGGAUAUAAUACAUAGUAUGGGCGCCAAAAGCCUGCGAUGCAUUGCCUUUGCGCACAGAAAGGUUGCCGAACAAAACGGGCAAGUCUCUAGAAUGCUUGAUGAAACUGAAUGUACCUUACUGGGGCUUGUGGGAUUGAAGGACCCAUGUAGACCAGGGGUUAGAGCAGCUGUAGAAUCAUGUAAGAAAGCAGAAGUUAAUGUUAAAAUGAUCACUGGUGACAAUCCUGACACCGCAAGAGCUAUAGCUAUUGAAUGUGGAAUUCUCAAUCCGGCAGAGGAUGUGGAUUACAAAGCAGUAGUAGAAGGUGUUGAAUUCAGGAACUACUCAUCUGAAGAGAGAAUGGCAAGAAUUGAUGAUAUCCGAGUAAUGGCAAGAUCAUCUCCUUUUGACAAGCUUCUCAUGGUACAGUGCCUGAAGGAGAAAGGUCAUGUUGUAGCAGUUACUGGCGAUGGCACAAAUGAUGCCCCGGCACUUAGGGAAGCAGACAUUGGGCUUUCCAUGGGAAUUCAAGGAACAGAGGUGGCAAAAGAAAGCUCAGACAUUAUCAUCUUGGAUGAUAAUUUUACCUCUGUGGUGACAGUUUUGAAGUGGGGAAGGUGUGUCUACAACAACAUUCAGAAGUUCAUUCAGUUUCAGCUUACAGUCAAUAUUGCUGCCCUUGCCAUCAACUUUGUUGCAGCUAUUUCCUCUGGUAAAGUCCCCCUGACUGCAGUUCAGCUACUGUGGGUGAACCUCAUUAUGGACACCAUGGGAGCCCUAGCAUUGGCCACUGAGCAGCCCACCAAUGACCUUAUGACAAAGCCACCUGCAGGUAGAGCUGAGCCACUUAUAACCAAUAUCAUGUGGAGGAAUCUUAUCCCUCAGGCUAUGUAUCAGGUAGCCAUCUUACUGAUUCUACAAUUUGAAGGUAAAACCAUCUUUGGUGUGAAUGAGAGUGUCAAUAAUACAAUCAUCUUCAACACCUUUGUCCUCUGUCAAGUAUUUAAUGAAUUCAAUGCGAGGAAGCUGGAGAAGAGGAACAUAUUUGAAGGGAUACAUAGGAACAAGUUAUUCCUAGUGAUAAUUGGAAUUACCAUAGUUCUUCAAGUGGUCAUGGUGGAGCUUCUGAAGCGGUUCGCCAGUACCGAGAGGCUGAACUGGGGCCAAUGGGGGGCUUGCAUUGGCAUUGCAGCUGUAUCUUGGCCAAUUGGUUGUGUUGUGAAGUGCAUUCCAGUGUACAGAAAGCAGUGUCCAAGCAAAGAGCUUCUGGAUCCUGAAAAUGCAGUCACUGAUCAGUAAUAAUAAAUAGACAUAUUUAGCCUUCUCAAUGAUCAGGCAAAGAUUAAUUUCUUUUUUUUUUUCCUAAAUGCAUGCAGCAGACUAGCAGUUGAUACUGUUUGCAGUUUCUUCUAGGGAAAAUCCAGAUCCAAAUAUUGUAAUGUUCUACUUAAUGAAAGCAAAACUUAUCAUGUUUUUAGUCUUUC